AUGCAAAUCUUUAUCAAGGCUUUAAGCGGCAAGACCACCACGCUGCAUGUUCAGCCUACGCAUACUAUCCAGCAUAUAAAGCAAAUGUUGCUUGCUACGGAAGGUAUUCCUACAGAAUGUGUCAUGCUUAUCUAUGGUGGUAAGCAGCUGGUACACCAUCAUUAUACUCUUGAACAAUAUCACAUAAAAAAUGAAAGCGUAAUGUAUCUUGUCGUUCGACUUCCUGGAGGUAAAAUCAAUGACUGA
Molecule: messenger RNA, 246 nt
Organism: Gilbertella persicaria
Lineage: Eukaryota; Fungi; Mucoromycota; Mucoromycetes; Mucorales; Choanephoraceae
Product: ubiquitin
Exons: 1
Coding region: 1-246 (81 amino acids)
Biological process (GO): modification-dependent protein catabolic process; protein ubiquitination
Cellular component (GO): nucleus; cytoplasm
Molecular function (GO): protein tag activity; ubiquitin protein ligase binding
Source: RefSeq, a predicted model, not a curated record